Ochotona curzoniae (black-lipped pika) is the source of this 983-nucleotide messenger RNA. RefSeq names its product mitochondrial ribosomal protein L53 (gene MRPL53). Gene Ontology annotation, cellular component: mitochondrial large ribosomal subunit. Bases 281 to 619 code for a protein of 112 amino acids. The record is from RefSeq and is a predicted model, not a curated record. The transcript is spliced from 3 exons. NCBI's taxonomy places the organism in Eukaryota, Metazoa, Chordata, Mammalia, Lagomorpha, Ochotonidae.
GAGAAGCACGAUGAGCAAGGAUCAGUCCCACGGGAAUGUUAGCCAGAUGCCCUUCCCCAUUAUUUUCUGUCGUUUAAAAAAUCCUUGGCUGUGAGACCUUGACUUAGAACCGGCACCGUAGGGCACGCCGAAGCAAAGCCCACAGGGGUUUCUGCACCAUCGAGCCCAGCGCUGCUGCGGGUGGCCGGGGAUCUACUACUGGCGGAAGCCCGGCCAGUCACAGCUUCCCGCGCAGAAGGGCGCUUCCGCUCGCGUCAGCGUUUCCGGGGCGGAGUUCAUCAUGGCGGCGGCCUUGGCUCGGCUCGGGCUGCGGGGCGUGAAGCAGGUUCGGGUUCAGUUCUGUCCGUUCGAGAAGAACGUGGAGUCGACGAGGACGUUCCUCCAGGCGGUGAGCAGCGAAAAGGUGCGCUCCACCAAUCUCAACUGCUCGGUGGUUGCGGACGUGAGGCACGACGGCUCGGAGCCCUGCGUGGACGUGCUGUUUGGGGACGGGCAUCGCCUGAUCAUGCGUGGUGCCCACCUCACCGCCGUGGAGAUGCUCACCGCCUUCGCCUCCCACGUCCAGGCCCGGGGAGCAGCGGAGGGCGGGGACAAACCUGGGGCUGGUGGUGGGCGCUGACCUUGCAGAGGAGAUCCCACAACAACGGAUUUUAGCCUGAUACUGGGCUAAGGGACUUGGAUGAAUUAUUCCAAUCCUUCCCGAUGUGGAGCACCAGAAAGACCCAUUGCAACAAUGUUCUCUGAAUGAGAUGGCAUCGUGGAGGGAUCUGAUGGAACUUGUAAUUUAUUUCGUUUUUUUUUUAAGCCCUUUGGAAUGUGCUAUCAACGCGCACACAUUCGGCAUACCAGCUACUCCAGUCACAAAGCUGGUGCUGAGUUCUUUGAAUUUCUGUGUCAGCGCCUUCUGAGCUCUUAGCUUACUGUGGAUGGGGCCUCUCUGCCUUCGGACUUAUUCUCAUGCUCAUAAAGGUGUGUUGGCCUCA